Messenger RNA from Elgaria multicarinata webbii, 5057 nucleotides. It is a transcript of the gene ITGAL, whose product is annotated as integrin subunit alpha L. Gene Ontology annotation, cellular component: integrin complex; external side of plasma membrane. The transcript has 30 exons. NCBI's taxonomy places the organism in Eukaryota, Metazoa, Chordata, Lepidosauria, Squamata, Anguidae. The record is from RefSeq and is a predicted model, not a curated record. Gene Ontology annotation, biological process: cell-cell adhesion; integrin-mediated signaling pathway; cell adhesion mediated by integrin. Gene Ontology annotation, molecular function: integrin binding. Bases 191 to 3745 code for a protein of 1184 amino acids.
GUGUGGUGUUGAAAUUCGGAAGUGAGCCUCUCUCCUCCGCGUCUCUUCUGUUUUAUUGCUCUGCCUGAUCCCGUUGCUUCUCUUGAACCCCUGGUUUGGCUUUAUCAGAUUAUUCAGUCGGUAGCCUGGCACCCUCUGCCAGCCAUGCCCUCCAGAAAGUAAGACCCUGUGAUUUCCACACUUCUCCACCAUGGCUCGUGGCCUGCCUGCUGGCCACGUUCUGACACUGCUGGUUGGCUUGGCUUUGCAAGGCCUGUCGCCAUCCCUGGGACACAACAUCGACACCUCUAAUGCUGCUGUGUUCUUCUCCAACGCCAGCAAGCAGUUCGGGUAUCAGGUCUUGCAGCUUGGGGAAGGCUCUGAAACAAGCAUCAUUGUGGGAGCCCCCGGUGAGCUGAACUCCACAGGGAAGGUGUACCAAUGCAAAAUGCGGAGUGGGAAGUGUGAGGCAGUUCCCGUCGAGGAGGACGGUGGAGUGUCCCACUUUGGCAUGACCCUGGCAAGCGACACGCAGGGGUCUACAAUGAUUGCUUGUGGGCCAGGACAUCAACAGUUUUGUGACGGAAAUCUGUACAUGAGCGGGAUGUGCUAUCUGUUUGAUGCCAUACUGAAUGUACGGAAGAAUAUAACAACUGGGUACCAAAAGUGCCUGAAAGGGAACACGGAUCUGGUGUUUCUUUUUGACGGGUCAGUCAGCAUGAAAGCAGAUGAUUUCAAUACUAUUAAGGAGUUCAUGAUCGAUGUAAUGGAGAAGUUACACAACACCAGCAUACAUUUUGCUGCCGUGCAGUUCUCAUUCAAUACCAAGCUCGAAUUUGAUUUUAACAACUACACCCAUGAUCCCAACCCUCAAAAGCUCUUGGCCAACGUGAGGCAUGAGAAAUCAAUUACGAACACCUUCAAGGCUGUUAAAUAUGUCGUGGAUGAAGUUUUCACUCCUAAGCGGGGGACGCGGAAAGGAGCAAACAAAGUUAUCAUCAUCAUCACAGACGGAGACGCCUCGGACACAGACGAGGGGAGCAUAGAAGCCGCCAAGAAAAAGGGCAUCGUACGCCUCAUCAUUGGGAUUGGGCAUCUUCUUAACACCACCGAUUCACAAAAGAAUCUUCGAAUGCUUGCCUCAGAACCCAAGGAUCAGUUUCUGAGGGUCCUUGCCAGUUUUGAGCAGCUGAAGGGCAGCUUCAACGAUCUCCAGUCGAAGAUCUAUGCCAUCGAAGGAGGAGAGAAUGGUAACAGGGACAGCGGAUCCUUCCACCUGGAGAUGUCAUCCAGUGGAUUUAGUGCAGAUCUAUCCCAGGGCCGGGUGGUCCUGGGGGCUGUGGGUGCCGACAACUGGGCUGGAGGGGUGCUGGAGCAGCGGAUGGAUUUCACCGGCGAAAGAUUCAUCACCACCCCCUUGUUCAGGAAGGAGAUGGAAGGGGCCUACUUGGGAUAUGCAUUGAAAUUCCUGCAGCAUCAGCAGAGAGAGUUCUAUGCUGUCGGUGCUCCUCGAUACCUACAUGUGGGACGAGUCCUCAUAUUUGAAGUCAACACCACCACUGCCAACUGGACCUUAAAGCAGGAGAUUGAAGGGAAACAGACCGGAUCCUAUUUUGGGGGAGUGCUGUGUGCCGUGGACCUGGAUAACGAUCAGGAGUCAGACCUGCUCCUCGUUGGGGCCCCGCUCCAUUUCACAGAGACGAACGGAGGCUGUGUGUAUGUGUACGGCUGGGAGCAGGAUAAUCUCGUCCUCCGGGGAAAGCUUCACGGGGUCUCCGGAUACCCUUUGGGCAGAUUUGGAGCAGCCAUUGCAGACCUGGCAGAUAUCAGUGGGGAUGGAUGGACGGAUGUGGCUGUGGGAGCCCCCUUAGAAGAGGAGGAGGAGGAGGGAGCCGUCUACAUCUAUAACAGCCACGAGGGGGGCCUGCAGACCCACUACAGCCAGAGAAUCAAAGGAGCCAGCCUUUCUCCCAACUUGAAAUUCUUUGGACAGGCCAUCCAUGGAAAGAGAGACCUCGACGGAGAUGGUCUCAUAGACAUCACAGUGGGAGCCCUGGGAGAAGUCAGAGUGGUCCGCUCCAGACCCAUUGUCACAGUGGACGCACAGGUGACGUUCGAGCCUACAGAAAUUCGGGUGGAAGACGUGGAAUGUUCGGGGGACCCCAGGUCAUGGCAUAACAAGGUGCUCAGCCUCAACGUCUGCUUCGUGAGCAGCUUGGCCACCAAGAGCUACAAUGGGCCUCUUUCUGCCAGCCUCCUCUUCAGCUUGGAGAUUGACGGAAACAGGAUGAAGAACCGAGGUGUGCUUAGCAAUGGCAAGAAAGUCAUAGAUGGGACCAAGGACAUCUCUCUCGGAAAAGAGUGCUUACAGGAGAGAAUUAACAUCACGAACUGCAUUGAGGAUUACCUCUCACCUAUCAAGGUCUUGGUGAACUACUCCCUCAGGGAUGACAACGAGCCUAGCAAGGGGCAUCCCAGGCCUGUUCUGAACCCCCUAAAGAACAGGACAAUGGUGGAGAUUCCUUUUGGAAAGAACUGCGGGACAGACGACGUGUGUCAGGCCGACAUGCAAAUCUCCUUCCACGAUUCCGGGUCUAAGGUGCUGGUUGUAUCCCCUCAACAUCAACUGGAAGUGAACCUGGAGCUAAGGAACCACCAGGAGGAUGCAUACUUUGUGACCCUCCAUGUGCCUCAUAUUCCUGGCCUCUCCUUUCGCAAAGCUUCUGUGGUCAAGUCCAAUGCUCUCGUCAUCGUGAACUGUGACGGAAUGUUGCAUGGUCAGGACAGCAAGGGCCUCACUUGCAAUAUCAGCCACCCAGUCUACAGGAAUAGCACAAAGGCUUUGAUCCAGCUCCGGUUUGGCAGCUCCGCUAAAAAUGACUGGAAAUAUAACUUGGACAUGGAGGCCCAUGUCAGCAGCAACAAUGAGAUGAACGGGACUCUUAAUGACAACACAGCCAACAUUAGCAUCCCUGUCCAGUAUCCCAUCAGCCUCGUUGUUGAGGGGUUAGAAGCGUCUAUGCACUACGUUAACUUCACUUCUCAGGGUGAACAAAACAAGACCGUGAAGCACGUGUACAAAGUAACUAACAUGCCCAUGGGCACUUCCCAAACUCCUGAAGUGACGGUGUUCGUGCAGGUGCCGACCACCUUCACUGGCAGGCUGACCUGGAAUGUGGAUAAUAUCGAAACCGUUCCCUCUGUGACCUGCCAGGCCCUUCAAACGGAGGAUAACACAAGGAGUCAUUCCAAGUUGACUGAGCAAUGCACUGCUGACCAAUACAGCAUCUUUAGGUGUGACCUUGGACUGAUAAAUUCCUCUGAAAUCCAUGUUACUGGGACGAUGUAUCCCAACGGCAAAAUAGAGCGUUCCUCUCGCUACAAGUAUUGCACAGCCCUGUGGUUAACGUUCAACACCAGAAGAUUCAUAAAUAUCCACGGUACUGAAUUUUCCCAAUUUCAGGUCACUGAAGUGGAGGAGGUGUAUGAGAUGGAUUAUCUCCCUAUUAUAAUAGGCAGUGCUGUAGGAGGCUUGUUCUUGCUAAUUCUCAUCAUUGUAGGACUUUACAAGUGUGGAUUCUUCAAACGUAACUACAAGCAGAAAAUGGACUUUCCAGAAGUAAAUGUGAAUGCCUUACCUUCAGAAGAUAACCUAGGCGAUGAUACAGAGAAAGAAGCUAAAUCAGAAGGCAGCGAGGAGGGUGACAAAGAGAAAGAAGCCAAAUGCUUUACAGACCUAACAGAUGGAGAAACUGAGCCUAAAUGACCAGAUCAAUUUCCUCCCCACAGAUUAUAGUUGAGAUACUUGGCCUAAAUGUUCGGUGUGCAGGAAAGAACCUUUUCCGAGGCUAGCAGUGAGGACUUCCAGUCCCUCUCUUGCCAUUUGCACAUCGGUUGUGGACAACGGAACUGUGAUUGUGUUUAUCUCUGGUGUUUCCACGGGUUCUCUUAGAACGAUACCAAUCGACUGUAUAUAUCGGGACAGCAGAUGGCAGGCGCACAAGUUGAGGUGGCCAGAAACAAGGAGUUGAAAGUAGGAAUUGGAUUCUUAUGGACUAGCAGGCUGAUGCGUCCUUGCUAUCCCCUCGAUGAAAACAGAGCAAUUGUUUGUGUGUAUAGAUAUAAAUAUCAUUAAGGCCCUUUUCCAGAUAAGAAAAUGAAGAGCACAGCUUGCAGCCCAUGGGACUGUCAGAUGCUUCUCUUUGUCUCAGGGUGGCCUAUCAGCAGGGGAAAAAAGAUCCCAGGGGUGGGAAGGGGGCUUUCUAAUCACCCUCCCCGGUUAUCCUAAUGCAGUCAAGAUGGCUGUUUACAGGCUGUUAAUAGCAGCAGGAAACAGUAGUCUUCAGGAAGAUGACUGUGUGUGUUUGAGAGGUGGGGAGGCUUUAACUCUUUCUACCCGUGAACCUGAUUUAAGUUCGCUGAUUCUGUGCUGCUGCUUGGCUGCAUCGGGAUUGCUGUGUGUGUGUGUGAGAGAGAGAGAGAGAGAGAGAGAGAGAAAGGAGAUGAACAGUAGAUGGAUGGAUGAAAACAGGGGAGAGAAAAGUCAGGUAAAAGGGGUGUCCCCACCCUCCAUUGGCAGGACUGGGACUGUGGCCCUCAACACCGCCCCUGCCACAGAGUUCCCCUCCUCCUCUUCAUCUUCCACCUGCAUAGCAGAGAUUGAUUCUGUUAUUGCACAUCAAGCCGUUACAGGCCUUUAACAGAUUUUGAAACGGGAAGUGUGCAAUCCCCAUUUGGUUUCCUCCCCUUCUCUCUCUCUCUCUCUCUCUUUUUCUUUAGAAAGCCAGGAUUCAGCUUAAAAGAAAAUGGGUGCUGUUUAUGUGACAUUUCUACCUUUCAACCUCUGUGAUUAAUCUAUUUAAAAACCAUCUGGUUUUUAAACAUAUUAAUUUUGCACUUCAGAUUGACCAGACUAAUACAAUCCAUUUACAUUAAAAAUGUUAGAGUAAUUUAUGCUUUUUUUUUCAGUAUUCAUUCUUUUGAAGAUUUGUUGGGUUUCGGUUUUAUUUACAUUUCUUCUUUAAGAUAUUCGCCAUUACUUACUAUGUCAUAAUAUACAUAAAGUGCUUUCUAAAAAA